CUCGUUUCGGACAUUCAAUCCUCUCCACAGCACCACAGCCUUUGUCCAGUCAAGCCCGAAUCAGUGUCGUCCCAUUCAAUAUGACACAGGGGUAUUCGGACAUGCGCCGGACGAUCACUGCUCCAACUCUGCAGAUGGCCUCCCCAUCGUGAUCGUGAUCCCGCCUCUAUGAAGAUCGCCAGGCAAGGCUGUCGUGACGUCGAAGUCACAAAGUGUAACUGGCAAUGGAAUGCUGCCUAUGGCAUCAUUGUGCACGCGCACACGGGAACAACGCAUUAUGCCACUGUCGAUCAAUUCGACAGCAUACUUGGUGUUCAUAUACCAUUGUAUCUCACCUCGCCCCUCGUGAACCCUCGAAUACUCUUGUGUAAAGUGGAUCUGGAUUGCUUUACUCAACCGUGACAGACAGGAUGGCUUCUCGAUCACCGACGCUUCGUGCCUCAUCCGACCCUUUCGGUCCAGACCAAGAAAAGGACCUUCGCAGUCUCGAUAAUCCACCGCCUCGAGGUGAUGGACACCCUGAUAUUGACCCUUCGGCGGAGAAGCGACGUUCUUCACUGGGAUCCGCGUGGCGGCGUCAAAGCGAGUAUCAAGAGACAGAUCCUUUUGGUGAUGACGACGAAGAAGGGGGAGUCAAGUAUCGGACUUUGGAGUGGUGGCAAUGUAGCAUGAUUAUGAUUGCCGAAACGAUCUCUUUGGGGAUUCUGUCUUUGCCGUCAGUCCUGGCGACAAUUGGUAUGGUACCAGGCGCCGUUCUCAUCGUCGGGCUUGGUGUUGUGGCAACGUACUCGGGAUAUGUCAUUGGACAAUUCAAGGCGGCACAUCCUUGGGUCCACAAUAUGGCUGACGCUGGCUAUGUUCUCUUCAAGCCAAUGGGACCACGCGCAGCUGCCAUCGGUCGCGAAUUCUUGGGUGCUGCACAAACCAUCUUCCUUAUUUUUAGCAUGGCGAGUCACAUCCUGACUUGGACCAUCUGCUUGAACACACUGACUGACGGGGCCGCCUGCACGAUUGUAUGGGGCAUCGUCGGGUUGAUUCUCUUCUGGGUCUUCGACAUCCCUCGAACUCUGCUGAAAGUGUCAUGGCUUUCCUGUGUGAGCUUUUUUAGCAUUACGACCGCGGUGAUCGUCACCAUGGCAGGUACAGGAGCCAGGGAUCCUUCGCAUGGCCAUUUCCACGCCACCCAGACUGCAACCUUUGCCACGGCGUUUCUCAGCGUCACCAACAUUGUGUUUGCAUACGCGGGUCAUGUAGCUUUCUUCAGUUUCAUCUCAGAGAUGAAGAAUCCGCACGACUUCCCCAAGGCCUUGGUCUUGCUGCAGGUCACCGAUACCAGCAUGUAUUUUCUGGUCGCGAUGGUGGUUUAUGCCUAUGGUGGAGAUCAGGUUGAUUCACCGGCCUUGGGAUCCGCUGGGACACUGGUUGGAAAAGUCGCUUGGGGCCUGGCGAUUCCGACAAUUAUCAUUGCCGGCGUCAUUUAUGGCCACGUCGCCUCCAAGUAUGUCUAUGUGCGUCUCUUCCGAGGAACGAAGCACAUGUCCAAGAGGACCAUGCUUGCCGUGGGUAGCUGGCUCGGCAUCACAUUGACCGCGUGGGUGAUCGCGUGGAUCAUUGCCGAAUCAAUCCCCAACUUCAACGAUCUGCUGGCUCUGAUUUCGAGUCUAUUCGCCGCCUGGUUCACCUAUGGCAUUUCCGGCAUCUUCUGGCUGUUCCUCAACUAUGGCCAAUAUACCAGAAAUUGGAGGAAGAUGACCUUGGCCGUGGUCAACAUCUUGUUGUUCUCUCUGGGAGCCGGCAUCUGCGGCAUGGGGCUGUACGCCAGCGGCUAUGCCAUCAGUAACGAGCCAGGUGGGAGCAGCUGGACAUGCAAGAGCAAUGCACAAUGA
Molecule: messenger RNA, 1886 nt
Organism: Cladophialophora immunda
Lineage: Eukaryota; Fungi; Ascomycota; Eurotiomycetes; Chaetothyriales; Herpotrichiellaceae
Exons: 4
Coding region: 411-1886 (491 amino acids)
Biological process (GO): amino acid transmembrane transport
Cellular component (GO): vacuolar membrane
Molecular function (GO): amino acid transmembrane transporter activity
Source: RefSeq, a predicted model, not a curated record